CUCCCUUCCAUAUCUACAAAGCACGUUGACAGAGCAUAUUUUUGUGUCUUGAUUUUGGUGAUGCUUGAGAAAUCGCAAGGUUAGGUAAAUAAAUAAAAGUUACAAUUGUAUUUGGUGGCAGUGUAUAAUAUCACAGUGCCCCCCCCCCCAAAUAAUAAUAAUAAGAGAAGGACGAUGGAAGAUUUUCAUAAAUGUAUUGAGAGAUUGCAUAAUGCAAAGAGUGAUGCUGACAAAUUUGCAGCCCUUCUUGUUUUAGUGAAGACUCUGAAAACAGAUGGCUAUGACCUGGAUUAUAUACAGCAAAAGGAUAUUUUUGAUGCAGUUGGAUCAUCAUUUUUACAGAGACUGUUACAUCCACAUCAUGAUAUAGGUGGAUGCCCUCAAGAAAUCUUUAGGUCAGUUGCUUUAACAGUUUUAGCAGUACUAUCUGGUUCUCCUAAAUCACCAGCACAUGACUUUAUUUGUAGUAAUCUUGAUACUUUUAAAGAAAUCCUUCAGUCAAAAGAAGAACCUAAUUCUUUCCAGGAUUUAAUUGAAAAAGAUAUUUUGCAAUGUUUAGUAAAUGUUUGCUCUACAGAAGAAGGUAGAAAUGGUAUUAUUUCCAAACAGUUUGUGGAUUAUCUUGUAAAUGUGGCUAUAAAUUAUCUGAUGGACCAUGAAAAAGCCAUGCAUAUUCUAAUGACCCUCAGUCAUUAUUUCAAGAGUGAUCUGUGGACUCGGGAAGCUGCUUCAUUUUCUGCAGUCAUAAACUUUAUAGCUUCUGAGUUUAGAGAAGAAACUACAAGUCGGAAGUUUGAGCUUUGUAAUAUCUUAACAAAGUUACUGACUGAUAAUCCCAGAUGUUCAGCAGAUGUUCAUGCAGAUUGGAGUGAAAUCAUACAAGAAGGCUUGUUUGAUCUGCUGAAUAACCAACUAGGAAAAGCACAAUGUCGGGAUGCGUUGAAGUUGGCAUGUGCAAUGGUGGAGAGAUUUGGAUUACUUUGGAUGUUGAACAGUAAUGAUGAGACAAAAGCAAUUAGAAAAGAGUUUUGCCUUUUGAUUCAUCUAGUGUGUAUAGAAGUUCAAAUGAUUUUGAAGGACCGGUCAGUAGAAGAAAUUGUUGAGAAUAUAGACAUGCUUUCUGCUUGCUAUACAAUUCUGGAGGCAACCACUACCAUAUUGUGUGAUGAGUCUGUAUGGCAAAUUGAUUCAGGAGCAGAACAAUUACUUACUCCAGUUAAUGAAGCAUUUAGAGCUGUUUUAUCAUUUUUGUUAAAAGCAUCAAAAGAAUUAGAUGAUUGGCUUGGUUUUUCUAAACAUAAACAAUAUUUAACUCUUAUCUCAGUCAAAGCUCUUUCAGUUUGGUUGGCAGAAGAAACUUUUUCUCUGAAAGAAGAAGCAUGUAUUGUUAUUCCCAACCUCUUAAAGAUAGGACAGUGCAUGUUUUGGGAGAAAAAAGAAGAAUUUUUGAAGGGUACCUGUGGUCAAGACAGUGAUGUCAUUUCUUUUUUGACUCCUGCUUUGCAUCACAUGAGUGCAGAUGACACAACUCGUAAAGUUCCCCAAAAUGCAUCACAACUUUUAGUUGAGUAUCUUGAUUUCCAGUGGCUAUUGUGGAGAAAAGAUAUGAACAAAGCCUCUGAAACAUGUAUCAUUACACUCUGUGGAAUUUUCAAGAAUCUCGUGAUUUUAGAAGCAAAGAUGACAUCAGAAAGUAUGUUGUUCUUUUCCUUGUUAAAAUUUCUACUUAACACAGUUUUACACAUACCUCGAGGGUUUGAACAUAUAACCCUUAAGGCAAAUAUUACAGUCCUGGGACUUCUCAUUGCUAGGCAACAUGCUCAUAAAAUUAAAAGCUGUGAGAUGAGCUUUUGCCGUUUUCUUGCAGCCAGUGUGAAGUUUCUCUGGGACUGUCACCAGGUGGAAGAUUCACAAGAUAUCCCAGCUUUAGUUAUUAUGCGAGAAUACCGUAAAGUGUGGAGUGACAUUAUGGAACUCUGGUUUCUUGGAAUGAUAGCACUCUCCAGUCUCCUUUCUCAUGUUCCAUGGGUGGCUCCCUUUCUUCUUGAAAGUGGUUGGCCUCAGCAUAUAGUUUUGUCACUGGGGAAGGUGAGUUGUAAUGGAGUAGAUGCAAGCAUUAAGUCAGCAUAUCAGGAGUUCUUGUGCUCUUUACUGCGAAACUGCCCAGACGCUAAAGAACAGCUUUUGAAUUGUGGUGGUGUGUUGGUAAGUCAAAUUCACGAGUUGAGAGAACUAGGAACACUUUUGAAAUGACAUAAAUUUAUAUCAACUAAAGAGAACAGAGAAUUUUAAGUUGUUUAAUUCAAUAAAACUGAGAUUCUAGUAGAUGUGAUCAGUCAAGCACUGGUGACCUAUUACAUUGACUUGCUUUGAAAAUGUGUUUAAAAUGGUUUUAUCAUCAUUUGUUAACAGUUUAAUAAGAUCAACAAUAUCAGAACAAUGGGUGCUAAAAAGUUGAUCAGAAGCUAGGAUAUAUUCUGUUCUUUUAUCAAGGUUUGUUACGUAAUAUGAAAAUAUAAUAGUACAAAAGAAUAAAUCAACAAAAGUUUUAACACUUGAAUUGUUGGUAAUUGCAUGAGGUGCUUUUCAACAGCAAGCAAUGUUCUGGAACUUGCUUUUGGAAUAUCUUUGUGGUUUAAACCAGUGUUUAUUGUAAGAUCACCUUUUAUUGAGUAGUAUAUAAAAUCCACUGGUGAAAGGUAAAUAAUGAUAUUUAAUAAUGUUUGCAAGUAGAAAACUAACAUAUUAGUACUAUGUGUGAUAUAAACCAGUUUGUUUGAAUUAGGUGUAUUUCAGGAAAUGGACAAAAUGAGAAAAAAAUACUGAUGAUAAACUGGACAUUUACUGUGUAAUUUGGUUAAGCAGCUAGUUACAAUCUUUAAUGAGUAGUUUGGUUACCCAUGUAACUACAGUCUUUAUUGUGUAGUUUGGCUAUCCAGGCAGCUACAAUUUUUAUUGUGUAGUUUGGUUACCCAUGUAACUACAGUCUUUAUUGUGUAGUUUGGUUUCCCAGGCAGCUACAAUUUUUAUUGUGUAGUUUGGUUACCCAGGCAGCUACAAUCUUUAUUGUGUAGUUUGGUUACCCAGGCAUUUACAAUCCUUAUUGUGUAGUUUCGUUACCAAGGCAGCUAAUAUCUUUACUGUGUAUUUUGGUUACCCAAGUAGCUACAAUCUUUACUGGGUAGUUUGGUUACUUAGGUAGCAAAUAUCUUUAUUGUGUAGUUUGGUUACCCAGGCAGCUAAUAUCUUUACUGUGUAUUUUGGUUACCCAAGUAACUACAAUCUUUACUGUGUAGUUUGGUUACUCAUUUAGCUGUAACCUUGACAACAUGUUUAAUGUGAUAGACACAAGUUUAUUUAUUAACAAUAUUUUUGUAGUUUGGUUUUGAUCAGACUUUCACUUACAUAAGUACUUACAAAUGAUUAUAAAAGUAAAUUUUUAUUUUAAGAAUGAAGAGUUCAUUAAUUCAAGGAAAGUGUUGAAAUGUGGUGUGUAGGUAUCUUUUAUUUUGUAAGAGUUCUUAAGAGUUGGUAUAGUAUUGUAUACAAGACAAAGUUUUUGAACUGUGAACUGCUCUUCUCGUAUAUAUGUAUAUUUUUUUCCUUAAAAAGUUCCUCAAACCAUGACACUGGCCCUGUUUCUCUAAUACUAAAACUUUUUUCUUCUGCUUGAAUGUGUUCAAAAAAUUCUUGUAACAUUUUUAAGUUCCAAGGAUAGUUAUAUUUGAUGGAAAGCUCCUAAUAAAACUUGUCUGAACUUUUUAAGUUAUUAAAAAGUUGUCAAAACUUUUUAUGCUUGUCAUCAAUUAAUAUUUAUCUUAAUUCUUUUAGUGUAUUUAUUUAUUAUUGAAUAAAUUUCUAUUCCAUCAUGAAAUGUGAGGAAAGUAUUAAACAUUAAGAUCCUUGGACAUAAUGUAUAAAUAUUUUCGACUUUCCAAAAUGGAAGAUGGUGAUGAGAUUUUAAGUCAAAUAUUCUUUAUUCUUCAAAAUUCAAGGUGAAAAAAAAAUGAAAUGCCCUUGUUUUUGUUUUAGGAAGCUGAAAUUUGUACUACAUACUUGUCAAGUAUUGAAUUGUUAAAAGUUUUUGACAAGCAGUGAACAUAUCUUUAUGUAUGAUAAACAAAAUGUAGGAAAAUGUGUAAAAACAUUUAGAAGUGAAAUGUUAGAAUCAGUUAUGUGUAAGUUGUAAUAUUUAAAUUUGAGUUUUUGUUUUCUAGCCAAUAAUGAGUGAUAGGUUUUAUAAGAAACGAGUGAAAGAAGAUAAUAGAAAAAGAUAUAGAGCACACCAUAUCUGAUAUGUUCAAUGCCAAUGAUUCCUUUCACCAAAUACCAGGGCUCUUCAGGCUGGCUAGAAUACAACAAUAGUAGUAAUAGUGUUUGAGACACUUUAUAUGAUCUAGCUGUUUAAACAAAAGCAACUGUUUCAGUGAGAACUGGAUUAAGUUGGUGAAGUGUAUAGUUUACCAAUUUUAUUUGUCACUACACAUUGGAAUUAGGGUAAGGAUUUAUUAACAAGGUUAUUUAUUUUAAAACUAAGUUGUUUAUCAUUAUUCAUAUUUACUUGAAUUAAUCAACUCAUCACUUAAAAGAAAUACAAUAACAGCAAAUUUUACAGUAGGCAUGUUCUAAUUUUAAUAAUUACAACAUUUUGACCCAUAUUAUCGAGUUAUCAUCAGGUAAGAGUCAUAUUUGAAUGUACCUCUUACCUGAUAAUGAUUUGAUACUAAGGGUCAAAACAUUGUAAUUGUUAAAAUCAGAACUUGCUUUCUGUAAAAGUUGCUGUUGUAUCUUUUUGAAUUAACUAUUCAGUUCAUUACCAAACAUUAACCUACUCGUUAUUCAGAAGAACUGGUGAACUAGCAAACUGAUUAUUUUAUUGAAACCAGUAUCAAUACCCAAAAAGAUUAUAUUGGUGUCUUUCUCCUUUAUUCAUCAUGUUUAUCUACUUCAACCUCUUGAUUAAAGCUUAUUUUCAGUGUAUUAUUUAACUAGUACAACUGUGCAAUUAGUGGAACUUGUUAACUGAUUAACUGUCAGUUUUGUUAAUUAUGUUCAACAAAUCAAUUAUUCUUACAUGAGACUAGGAAAGUUGGAAUAAUCAAAAAUAGUAAUAAUUGGAAACAAAUUUUGAUUAGAUGAUUAUUAUCAUAAAUCAUGACAAUAUUCGUUUAAGCUAAACAAUCUGAAUUAAAUAUCAUAAUGAGAAAAUAUAAUGGCAAAAUUUUGAUUACUUGUAUAGUUGGAAGAAUUGGACAAUUGAUUUUGAUUAUUUUAUGACACACUAUUAAACAUCUCAUUAGGUUUAACUAACUAAGGAAAUUUAGGUUAGUCCUAAAACCAAGUUAUAAAUUGUGUGUACAUUCAAGUUAGAAAGCUGCUUUUAUAAGGUAUUGACAAAAUCCUGUGACUUUAUAUAGUACUAGUUAUGCUGAUUGUGAAAGUUAUGACAAAAUUGUUGCUUGGAUUGUUAUUAUGUAAAUAAAAUACAGUAUGAGCAUUAUAUGAUUAAUAUAUACAUAGAUGAAAAUAGUAUUUUUAUGAUGCAUUUUUAGUUCAGUUAAAUGAUAAAAUGUUUUUAUGUUUUCUUGUUAGAAACCCACUGUAUACGAUUUUAUACUUUAAAAUGUUUAAAAUUCCUUAUGCAGAUACUUUUCUCCAGCUUAAAUAACAAAGUUAGGUUUUUAUGUGUUAUUGUGAUAUUCACUGUUGAGACUGAUUUCCCAACAACUAUAAGGUAGAUUGCUUUGCAAUAAUGGCAGAGUUCACCCAGGAAAUUUGAGAGGACUUUUGUAAUAGAGAGAAUUAGACUUAGUGUUCUCUUUAGUGUAUAAAUAAUAAAGCUGGAUGCAUUUCCAA
Limulus polyphemus (Atlantic horseshoe crab) is the source of this 5856-nucleotide messenger RNA. RefSeq names its product neurochondrin homolog. Gene Ontology annotation, cellular component: dendrite. The transcript has a single exon. The record is from RefSeq and is a predicted model, not a curated record. Lineage: Eukaryota; Metazoa; Arthropoda; Merostomata; Xiphosura; Limulidae. The coding region runs from base 175 to 2253 and encodes 692 amino acids. Gene Ontology annotation, biological process: neuron projection development; regulation of neuronal synaptic plasticity.